Salarias fasciatus (jewelled blenny) is the source of this 1407-nucleotide messenger RNA. Its product is annotated as adenylate cyclase type 5-like. Gene Ontology annotation, biological process: cyclic nucleotide biosynthetic process; intracellular signal transduction; adenylate cyclase-activating G protein-coupled receptor signaling pathway. Gene Ontology annotation, molecular function: adenylate cyclase activity. Bases 1 to 1392 code for a protein of 463 amino acids. Lineage: Eukaryota; Metazoa; Chordata; Actinopteri; Blenniiformes; Blenniidae. Gene Ontology annotation, cellular component: plasma membrane. The record is from RefSeq and is a predicted model, not a curated record. The transcript has 11 exons.
AUGCAAAAUGCUUUAUUUGUGCAGGCCUUACGAACAGCCUCCAGCUGUUCUGGGAUCUUCCCGAUUCCUCUGCAGACUCUGUCCAAGAGGAUUGUUCAGUCCAGAUUAAACAGCACGCUGGUCGGCGUCUUCACCAUCAUCCUGGUCUUUCUGUCAGCUUUCAUCAACAUUUUCACCUGCAGCAGUGUGGACCUGCGGAGCUGCAUCACAGCUGAGCUCAACAUCAGCCUGGACAGCGUGAGUCCAUGUCACGCUCACUUCCUCAACUACAGCCUGGACGCUGAGCAGCCGCCCUGCGGAGACGGCGCCCUGGUCUGCAGAUUCCCCGAGUACUUCUCCUGCUGCGUGCUGCUCAGCCUGCUGGCCUGCUCCGUCUUCCUGCAGAUCAGCAGCAUCGGGAAGCUCUUCCUCAUGCUCUUCAUCGAGCUGCUCUACCUGCUGGUCAUGGAGGUCCCCAAAGUCAGCCUCUUCGACAACCAGGACCUGCUGGUCAUGGCCAACGCCAUCAGCGUGGCCGAGAACGUGAAUGGAACAAGCUGUGUGGUCGACACCAAGGUUCCCCUGAAGAUCAUGACCCCCGUGGUCCUCACGGUCUUCGUUCUCGCCCUCUACCUGCACGCCCAGCAGGUGGAGUCCACGGCCCGGCUCGACUUCCUCUGGAAGCUGCAGGCCACCGAGGAGAAGGAGGAGAUGGAGGAGCUGCAGGCCUACAACCGCCGUCUCCUCCACAACAUCCUGCCCAAAGACGUGGCCGCCCACUUCCUGCAGCGCGAGCGGCGCAACGACGAGCUCUACUAUCAGUCCUGCGAGUGCGUGGCCGUCAUGUUCGCCUCCAUCAGUAACUUUUCCGAGUUCUACAUCGAGCUGGAGGCCAACAACGAGGGGGUGGAGUGUCUGCGGCUGCUGAACGAGAUCAUCGCCGACUUCGAUGAGAUCAUCAGCGAGGAUCAGUUCCGCCAGCUGGAAAAGAUCAAGACCAUCGGCUCCACCUACAUGGCGGCCUCCGGCCUCAACGACUCCACGUACGACAAGGCCGGGCGCUCGCACAUCCGCGCCCUGGCUGACUACGCCAUGCGGAUGAUGGACCAGAUGAAAUACAUCAACGAGCACUCCUUCAACAACUUCAAGAUGAAAAUAGGUCUCAACAUCGGGCCCGUGGUGGCCGGGGUGAUCGGGGCGAGGAAGCCUCAGUACGACAUCUGGGGCAACACGGUGAACGUAGCGAGCCGCAUGGACAGCACAGGCGUCCCCGAGAGGAUCCAGGUGACCACAGACCUGUACCAAGUCCUGAGCUCCUACAACUACACCCUGGACUACAGAGGGGUGGUCACCGUCAAGGGCAAAGGAGAGAUGAUGACCUACUUCCUGACCGCCGGCCCCUCCGGCAGUUAGCCCCGCCUCUCAGCG